CCUGCCCAUAAUCACACUGCAAAGCGUAUGCGUGUGUUUGUUUGGUGUGUUGUUGCAGUCCAAGAAGUCGAAACGUCUCGUCUCGCUGUCCGCGGAAAAUUCCUACCCUUUUUUCCUUAGCCGUAGCCAUAAAGUUCCGCUUUCCCAGCGAUUGCUUCAACUAUCGACUGUGGUAGAACGCUCCAGCACGGUCAACACAGCUGCAGUGGCUUUAAACAACGACCCCCCAGUGCCAGUGCGCGACAUUCAGUGGGGGGAAAAAAGCAGAAAGCAAAUUACUUCUGAUCGGAGUCUGUCUCAUCGACAUCAUCCCCCCCGUCCAUUUCAUUCGUUUGGUGUGGUUUGGCUCUUCUUUGCUGCCUUGCGUCUCCGUUCGCUUUGUCAUCCGCUGCUGUGUGUGCCGUGGUGUAUCAGGGAUGUUUAUGCUUCCUGUGUUAUGCUACGGCAAGCGAAAAGCAAUCCGCUAAACUAGUUUGACGCUUUCCUUCUGCCAACCUCGAAACAAGAAACAAAAAAAAAAAACCAAACGCUUCCGAUCGUGAGCGAGUGUUUCUCCUAUUGCGCGUCCGAAUCCGCAAAGUGGUUCUGUGACUGAAAGGUGUGCGUGUGUGUGCGUGUUGAUCACGAAAAAUUGCACCAAAAACGGUGGUGGUGGUCGGGUGCUUUGGGAACGUUGUGUGGUGAGGUCGGCUUGUCCGGUGGUGGCACCUGUGAAAAUCGCUCAAAUCGUUGCCUUCCAUUUACCACAAAUUACGGCCAGCCGUAGUAGCGAGCGUGUGCAAAAAUUAGCAACAAUUGCGCGUGGUGUGUGCAAGCAAUCGUGUUUGUGUACGUAUGUGUGUGCCAGGGGCGUCGUGGGGUAACCCUGGGAAAAUUUCGCACCCACGAAAGUGAAGGUGAUUUUUCAUGACUUGCUGCAGUUACACUGGCCCAGUGGUAGCAGCAGCAAGAAAGAAAGAACCACCUGCCUGUGCAUAGCAAAGCGUGUGUAUCCCUGCACCGCGUCCAGCCUACUACAAUCAUCCCCUAAAAGCGAGCGAAAACGCACCAGCCCCCUCCCAAAACAAGGCCCCAGCCAUGGCGGACCAGGAAUCGGACAUGGAAUAUUCGUCCGACAAUGAUUACGAGUUUGAGGAUUACUACAACUCAGGCGAAGAUUGUGACAUCGAACAGAUCGACCCGAAGCGCACCGAUCCGGAGUACUUCGUGUACGAGUGUCUGAACGUGGAGGAGGUCGAGAAGCUGCUGAACGAGUCGGUGGAGAAGCUCAGCACGCAGCUACAGAUAACGCCCUCGCUCGCCAAGGUGCUGCUGCACGAGACGCGCUGGAACACGGCGGAAGUGAUCGAGCGGUACCGGAACAACGCCUCCAAUCUGCUGGUCAGCGCACGCAUCAAAGCGGCCGCCCCGCCGUCAGUACCAGCGGUAACAUCGCCCGCACCCCAACAGUCAUCACCCGUCCCAUCCACGUCCUCGGCGGCGGCUGUGGCAACGGCAGCAGUUAGCUCUUCCAGCAGUAGUAGCAGUAGUAGUAGUAGCACUGCCACCUGCUCGUUCCUUGCAUCCGUCCCCAGCUGCUCGGUCAACUCUGCCAUCCCGGGCACAAGCAGCAGCAGCAGCAGCAGUAGUAGUAAAGCUCAUCCUAUCUCCUCCACCACCGCCACGACGGCCUGCUGCUACCGCACGCAGCUCUGUCCGGUGUGCGUGACGGUGCAAUCGACCGACAAGUUCCAUGCGCUUGCCUGCCAGCACUCCUUCUGCCGCGACUGCUGGGCGAUGCACUUCGAGAUCCAGAUCGGGCAGGGCAUCUCGACGCAGAUCGAGUGCAUGGAGCAGCGGUGUGACGUGCGCGUGCCGGAGGAUCUCGUGCUGACGCUGCUGAACCGGCCGAUGCUGCGCGACAAGUACCAGCAGUUCACGUUCGCCGACUACGUCAAGUCCCAUCCGGAGCUGCGCUUCUGUCCCGGUCCCAACUGCCAGACAAUUAUACGCAGCCAGGACAUUAGCCCGAAGAAGGCCGUCUGCCGCAUGUGCAAGACGGCGUUCUGUUUCCGGUGCGGUACCGACUAUCACGCCCCAACCGACUGCCAGAUCAUCCGCAAAUGGUUAACGAAGUGUGCGGACGAUAGCGAAACGGCCAACUACAUCAGCGCGCACACGAAGGACUGCCCCAAGUGUCACAUCUGCAUCGAGAAGAACGGGGGCUGCAAUCAUAUGCAGUGCUUUAACUGCAAGCACGACUUCUGCUGGAUGUGCCUGGGCGACUGGAAGGCGCACGGGUCCGAGUACUACGAGUGUUCGCGCUACAAGGAAAACCCCAACAUUGCGCACGAAUCGGUACACGCGCAGGUAGGCAAUGAGAAUGCCCGGGAAGCGCUCAAGAAGUACCUGCACUACUACGAGCGGUGGGAAAACCACUCCAAGUCGCUGCAGCUCGAGCAGCAGACGCUCGACCGGAUGCGGGCCCGCAUCAACGAGAAGGUAAUGAAGGGCCUCGGCACCUGGAUCGACUGGCAGCAUCUGUUCGAUGCGGCCACGCUGCUCGCCAAGUGUCGGUACACGCUGCAGUACACCUACCCGUACGCGUACUACAUGGAGUCGCGCAAGGAGCUGUUCGAGUAUCAGCAGGCUCAACUGGAGGCGGAAAUUGAGAACCUUUCCUGGAAGGUGGAACGGGCGGAAACGACCGACCGUGGCGAGCUGGAGAACCAGAUGGAUAUUGCGGAAAAGCGGCGCACCACGCUGCUGAAGGAUUUCUUCCCCACGGAGGCGUAAUUUCUCCUCCUCCUUCCCAUCCGUUUCGCCCAGCAAUUCUUCUUAAUUCUUCCACCACCGAACCGAGCGACGAGAGGAGGGUGCACAGCGACGCGCGCGGGUAAAAGUAAUUACAAUUAUACUAUUUUUUUCUAAGUAACUCAACAAGCUACGGAUUAAUAUAAACAGAAAACAACCUGCUAUAAUAUUAAUACUGCUCGAUUACGGUAGCGAUGUGUACAUUUAGCGUGUAAGGGACGCGUAACAAACCAAACCACCUCUACGCCCUUCCUCUACGAGCGAGUUCCUUUUUGGGUGGGGGAUGGUUGUAACGCGUGAUGAGGAGCAGGGAAUUGAACAUAAGCGCCCGUAAAGACAGAUGGCGCCCGCAUAAAGAAGCUACUAUCAGAUAGAGAGAGAGGCAAAGCACACACACACUCACAUGAGUUCUUCAAUACUCACAUGAGUGUGUGUGUAGGAGUGACAGUAGAAAAGCGUAACUAAUUAGUAUUUAGUACUAUACUACAUCGGCUAAGCGUCGGUUAGGGUACAACGUUAUAGAGAAUGAGGUAAGAACAGCAACAUGCACACACGACAAAUCGUUCACAGGAAGGAAACAUCAUCUUAGUGAAGCGAAAGUAAGCGAAAUAUUAGCAAUACGUGAAGCAAUCCGUGGCAGCAAUCGUGUAUUGUCCCCCCGGGAACGGUCGAGAUCUCUCUUCUCUCAAGAGGGCACACGCACGAAAUACGAAAAGACAACAAUUA
Molecule: messenger RNA, 3519 nt
Organism: Anopheles coluzzii
Lineage: Eukaryota; Metazoa; Arthropoda; Insecta; Diptera; Culicidae
Gene: ari-2
Product: potential E3 ubiquitin-protein ligase ariadne-2
Exons: 5
Coding region: 1078-2775 (565 amino acids)
Biological process (GO): ubiquitin-dependent protein catabolic process; protein polyubiquitination; positive regulation of proteasomal ubiquitin-dependent protein catabolic process
Cellular component (GO): ubiquitin ligase complex; cytoplasm
Molecular function (GO): ubiquitin protein ligase activity; zinc ion binding; ubiquitin conjugating enzyme binding
Source: RefSeq, a predicted model, not a curated record